This is a messenger RNA of Trichoderma reesei QM6a, 2269 nucleotides long. RefSeq lists its product as uncharacterized. Lineage: Eukaryota; Fungi; Ascomycota; Sordariomycetes; Hypocreales; Hypocreaceae. Bases 194 to 2269 code for a protein of 691 amino acids. The transcript has a single exon. The record is from RefSeq and is a predicted model, not a curated record.
CAAGUCAUCGUGUUAUUGCCAUCACGUGACAGCGUAUCGGUCUCGCGUCAAGAGCUUUGGGGGUAUCACGCUGUUUCUCCCUCAAUCUUACCCCGCGACAACAACAAACCAAAAGCAACAACGAAAAGCAUCGUCAAUCACCACCAAGCCAUGCAAUGCUCGUCCACUCACUGAAACCGUUGCAAGUGCCACGAUGCGCGUCCAGAGGACAUUUACCGUAGUGCCGCCUCCGGGGCCGGCCGAGCGAACGCCCCUCGACAACCGCCCCAUGACGUCCAAGCAAGUCCGCAAGGCCUACCGAGAAGCCAAUCGCGUCCCGCGCGUGUCCAAGGCAGAGCUCCGAAGACAGGAAAGGGCCGAGCAGGAGCGCAUCAGAAGGGAGCUUGAGAAGGAAAAGGCCGCAAGCAAGGCAAAGGCGCUGAGGGAGAAGAAACGAGCAAAGGAGCAGGCGGAGCGAGAGGAGAAGAAGAAGAAGGGCCUGCCCCUGGUCAAUGUCCGGCCCAGUCAAGACACCAUUGCGCGGUUUGUGAGGGGGAACGGUUUGGGGAGCAAGAGGGACUGUCAAGGACGAAACGUUUCCGGCGCGCCAGUAUUGCCGAUAGCGGAGGAGUCAGAGGAAGACGACCUUUCCAGCCCAAAGCGAACCUGCGAAACAUGGCAUGACCUCGGGGGCAUCGCCGAGGAGCCUGAGCAAGGUGAUGGCGAGCUCGAUGACAAGACUGUUUCUGAGAAGAAGGUGGAGGACAAGGACAAGUCUGCUGCUAUCCAGGAACUGGAGGCUGUUGCUGCCCUUGAACCUGUCACCAAGCUUGACACUGCGCUUGAAGAGCCUCCCGCUGAGGAUGUCACUGCUCGACACAAUGAGCCCAUUGGUGAAGAAGAUUUACUGGAGGGAUUUGAGGUCAUGUCGGACGACGAAAUCUCCAAGCUAUCAUUCAAUACGGUGAUUGCAAGACCCAGGGUAGAUGACGCAGAGUAUGGUUCCCCUGCAGGGCAGGAUGCCAGUCCGAGAAAAGAGGGGAAAGGCCUCGUUGGUGAGACCACACUCCAGCCAUCAGAUUCUCCCGUCUCAUUGAAGAACCCCGAACCCAUUCAAGAGUUUGACUUGAUAUCAGACGACGAGGAGGAUCUGGAGCUGGAGAUGCUGGCUCUGGACGUUGCCUUGACCUCUCAACAGCAGCUACCGAAAAAGCCAUUGAAGCACCCACUACCCCAUGAACCAGAGAAAUCGGUUCGCACAGCGGCAGAUUACGAAACGCAUCUCGGGCUCGCCGCUGGACUUAAAGAGAUGAGCCCUCCUAACCGCCAGGCGUGUCUUAUGCCACCACCACCGAUACCAGCUCCGCAGCGCUCGCCCUCCCUCAGCUCACCUGUCGCAAUGAGACGGCAGGCACCUCCUCUCAGCACCCAGCAGAUCCUCUAUAACAUGGACGACUUCUUUCCCACAUCAUCGCAGCAGGCAGCCGAAUUGGAGGAGGAGGAGACCACAUUCAUCUCUCAACAUACGAAAUCAGGCUACACGCCUACACCUCAGGCCGCAAGUGCUGUCACGAAGAAGAGUUCGCCUCUGCCUGUGGAGACAACGUCUUCAUCUCCUGGAACGCCGAAGCCCUUCUUUACUGCUUCGGGGACAAACGAAAGAAUGGCUGUCGCCUUGCUACACAGUCGACGAACAGCUGAGCGGGAGGAGGAGGAGAGGCGGCGGGCCGCCGAGUUGGAAGCCCUGGAAUUUGAAGAAGCCAAGAGGAGAGAAGCAGAGCGCCUUGCUCGGGGGAGGCAAACAGACAAUCAGCCAACAAAAUCGGCUGAGUCUACAAAGACGGAGACGUAUGAGAAACCGCAAGCCCCUCGACAGGCAAGGCCAGUUAGUGCGAUGUCACCACAGUUUCCGAGGGGCAGAGCGUUUAUACCGAACGCAAACCGUGCACCCAGCAGGGCGGUUACGCAGCGGAGGCCUCUUGUUGAGACACGCGCAAAUGUGGCAUUGCCUACCAAAGUGCCUCCUGCGUCUGAAGCGAAGAAAGAUUCACCUGUGGUCACGAUUCCCCAACAGCAGCUCCCUCCAACGUCAGACACAAACAAGCCCCUCCCUCUCAAGACACAAACCGGACCCUUUUAUUCUAAAGACCAAACUAUGCCUACCAAGACUUUCAACAAAGAGAACAAAAUCGCUCCUGAUUUCGAUGAGUUUAAGGACCUGAUGGCUUCUCAGGAGUCGGAGUUUGGCGGAAGCUGGAUGGACGAGCUUGCGACGGAGCUUUCCCUAUAA